Owenia fusiformis is the source of this 987-nucleotide messenger RNA. The record is from the annotation of a GenBank genome assembly. NCBI's taxonomy places the organism in Eukaryota, Metazoa, Annelida, Polychaeta, Sabellida, Oweniidae.
ACAUGAAUAAAGAAUGCAGUUCAGUGUAAACUUUAUUCGCACUGAAUGAACGGUCCCCAGGGAAUUUCCCAACCUCGUUUUCGGAAUAUAGGGAAACCCUUCUCUUCAAAAGUUUUAUUUUCAGGUGUGGUUAUGGCACAACAAGACAAUGAAAGAUUCUCAUCAGUACCUGAUGUUGAUAUAGAGGAAUGUGAAGGGCGCUACAAAUACAUCCUUAUAAAGGUGUAUGAUGCUAAUGUUACUGAUGCAGAUGUUUACAAGUAUAUUGUGAGGGGAUUCAGAGCUGCUGGUUUCCAUGCUGAUAUAUAUGAUAACGUGCUCCCGGUUGUAGAAAAGAAUGGUCUUGAAUGUGAAUGUGUGGGAGGUGGAAGGAUAGAUCACUCACCAAAAAAUAAAACAUUAAAAGCAUAUGGAUAUUCCCAGGGAUUUGGAAGGGCGGACCAUUCAAUAACGUCAGACUUAUUAAAGAAAAAAUACCCAGACUAUAGUAUUACUUGGUCUAAUGAGGGUUACUAGUACAGAAAAUUAUAAUAACCAAGGAAUUGCAAUCAAGGGAGAACUAACACCAAAAUGCCACCUAAUCUGCAUGCAGAGAUGAAGUGGUUUAUAUGUAGAAGUACAGAACACUGCAAGAUUGUUCUCUAAUUAAUUCUUGCUUUAUUUUAUGAAUAUGCUCCUGGAAAGUUGACAUUUGUGGAUCUCACAGUUACCAUAUACAGUAAGAGACAUGAUUGUGCAAAUCAAUAAUCAAUGUUGUUUUACACUAUUCUCAUACCAUUGCCCUUUCAAUAGUUGUUAUAUGUACAAUAUGAACAUUAGAAAACGUAAAAAUUGCCACCCAACCAGGAUUAUUGUUCUCUGAAUCUUUUUUUUAAUUUUGGCAUGACUAGAUGUAUGGAUUGUUGUCCUUUUAUACACUGCCAUAUCUCUGUCAUUACUGAACCCUGCCUGCAGAGUCUAGUUAUAAACUGAAGAAAAACAUCCUUU